GUAUUAUACACUGUAUAUAGAGUGUAUAAUAGUAUAUACAGUCACAGUGAGUGUGUACAGUCAGUGUAUAGAUUAUAGGGCGCGGGGUCGCCGCAGUGCACCGCUCUCCUGUCUCCACCCGCCGCACGCGAGGUUCUAAGUGGAAAAUAUCAAUACUGUAUCAUCUGAUCUAUGCAUUUUAUUUAGCUGCUGCUGCUGACGUGAGUCAACUCGUCGUAAUCCUAUCCUGUACUUCUCGGUUUUUAUUUCGUAGACAACAGAAAUGUUUUGCUGCUACUAAUAACAAUAAUAAUAAUAUUAAAUAUGGUACGGGCGCCUUGUUUUCAUUCUCGUGCUUCAUCUUCACCUGCCCUCCGCCCCCGCUGUGCGCGCGCAGGUCCCCCGGCGGAGUCGCGCGCUCUGCCGGACCCAGGCACGCGGACCGCGCUCGUGCUCCUCCUCCUCCUGCUGUCCGAGAGCUGCGUGUGCGCGCCGCAGAACCCCGCAUCUGACAGGUCAGAUGCAGCUGAUGGGAGUCCACACCUUACCAUGGUUAACCCUUUUGGUGCUGGGGAGGAGGAGCGCAGGUUACUUCAAAGGUACGUUAAAGAAAACCUGAAAGACGGACAGUUAAAUCCCGACCUCACCACUUGGGAGCAGGAGAUUUUCUUCCUGUUCUCUCUCCAUGACUACGAUAGAAGUAGUAAUUUGGAUGGCCUGGAGAUGAUGAAGCUGCUGUCUGACUUCCUGUCUCACCGCUCGAUGGACCCGCAGUCCGGAGAGUCGGUGGUCUCCGUAGUGGAUGGUCUACUGCAGACUCAGGACCAAAAUCAGGACGGGCUGCUUGACCUGUCUGAGCUGUUGUCCCCCACCUAUGCAGCCAAGCGAUGCAGAGAAGAGGUUACCCCAGGAGGUGGUAAAUGACUCCGUAUCCCCCCGAUGCCCCCGCACAGCCUGCCCAGACCAGCAUCUCCGAGCAACACCAAGGAGACCGGACCCUUGGAGAGGAGGCUCACGGGGAGCAACUGCAACAACGUCUGCAGGUGGUGGAGCUGAACGAAGCGGAACGGGAGGUGACAGAGAGGCAGGAGGAAAGGAAGGUGCCGAGGCGGUUACGGCAACCUGGGGAACGGGUGCGAGGGCUCAGUAGGGGGAGCAGGAGGUGCGGGAGCACGAGCAGCAGCAGCAGGAGGUACGGGAGACCCAGCACGGAGAGGAGGACGCUCGGGGACAUGUCUCUGUGCAUGAGGGCAGCCGGAGAUGUAACUCCACACCUGGGAGGUGCCUUCACCGCCGCGUGGCUCCAGGGAAUGGGAGUGAGCUGUAUGAGGAGGAGUAGGUGCACAAAACGGCGUUUGAACACACCGAGUUUCACAAUAGCGCAAAGGCGGAAGGAUUGAGCUGUCAUUCUGGAGACUGUGUUUUUUUUUUUUUUUUAUCUUAUGGAUUUUUCCACUGGGUUUGACUGAAAAAAGAAGAACCUUUACAACCUUCUGUGUUUUACUGUACAGCUUGACACUAAAUCACAGUGCAGGGUUUCCCCAGCGCUAUGCAGGGCCUGGCCUUGCGACCCGCGACAGUUCAUAGCAAGUGGCGCUUAGUUACGAAAGAAUGAAGGAGCAAUAAGUAAUGCGAUCAAAAUUUGACAUUACAACUUGAAAGCGUCUGAAACAACCCUCUGUCAUCAUGAAAUCUACCAAAUAAUCUUUCCAGCUCAAAGUCUUCUAAGGUUUCUGGGGGAAAAAAACAUGGUGGGGGACUGGCUGACUGGUAUAACAGUGGUAAUAUUGUUUGCUAAUGAAAUGUCAUUUUUCUUAUCUGCCUUUAUGUUAAAAAAAGAAAAUAAUAGCUACUUUUUAAGUGUAAUUUACACUGUAAAUCUUCAGGCUUUCUCAAAGGUAUGCAAGUAUUUUCUGAUUGCAGGUAGUCCUUCACUUAUGAUACAGGCGACUUAAAAAAAAGCCAUCCCAUCAACCUUAUUGUACUGUUUUGGAGUCCUGACGUUUGGUUUUAACAUCGAACGUGAAUGAUAACACCGGCAGGCAACGCUGCUGCCUGGCGCCAUGUGUCUGAUAGACCCAGUUACUGUGUCUGUUGCAAAAACAUCACUACAUUGGCUGGGCGGAAAAGAAAAAGCAAAAAACAUAUUUAGGAAUGUAAGUGAAAAUAUGCGAUACUGUAUUAUACACUAGUAUUAUUUUAACAUAAAUAAUGUAUGAAAUUAGUGGGAAAAAUGUGACAAAGAGCUAUCGCACAAUGUAGCAUUAAUGCAUAUGGUUUAUAUAUGCUGUAUAAGUGGAUUUGCAACUUAAGACGACGAGGCCGUUGGCACGAAAUCCAUCGUAAGUCGAGGGCCGCCUGCACAGUUUGAACUAGGCCUCUACUAACCACUGAAAUUUUCUUCUUAUGGUCAAUGUGGGGUAAGCUCUUUAACUUAAGGUCAACAUUGACAAUAAAUAAGCUUAAGAGUCACAAAAAAUUAUAAAUAUUUCAAAUUGAUUUUUAGCUCUGGUUCCCUCCCACUGUCCAAAGCCAUGUUUUGGGUGGGUGAUUUGGUGAGUUUAAAUUGUCCAUAAUGUGUUUAUGUGUGAGUGAAGGAGUGUGUGUGAUUCCUUUGCAGUGGACUGGCCUACCGUCCAGGGUGUAUCGUAUCUCCCGCUCUUUGCCACUAGGAUAGGCUCUGGAUUACUGCAACCCUGAGCUCAACCAAGAUUGGUUAUUGAUCAUGGAAGGAUGGACAUUUUAAACAUUUCUUCAAGGUCAUUAAUCAUCUUUUCAUUAUUAUCAUCUGACACCAUCAAAGUUUGGUCAUGGACUUUUAAAUUGUUAAUAAUAAGCAGUAAUAGAACAGUAUUAGUAUUUUGAAACUCAUGUGAUAACUUUAAAAUAUUUCACGUUACACCUACAUUCAUAUCUGGAGGGCAAUUGGUUCAGCUGUCAGUUACAGUACGCCUCCAGUUUGUCUGCAUUUACCAUGUUGGUCCCGUGUUUGGCUGUUUCUGGCCUUAAUGUUGAGUAAAGUUGCCUUCUGUGAGCACCGUGUGGCAUACUGGCAUCUUGUCCAGAAUGCAGUUAAUCCUCUAACUGCUUUGUGGCAUAGGCUAGGAUAUUACUGUAAUCUUGAUUACAUAGUAGGUGUAUUUGUAGCUGCAACACAUGUACUGCCAUCUAUGAGUUAUUUUUUGCAGUUGUUUUGUGCUUCAAUGUGGUUAUUACCAUAAGGAUAUAAGUCAUUAUACACAAGAAUAACGUUUACUAGGACUCAUUUUUUCACACCUAACACCUCAGAUUGUUCCCAUACCUGUGGAUCUUUUGAGAGAUUCCACGUUAAAUAUGCGAACGUGCUGGAAACGCGCGAGGAAAAUCAAGCGGUUCGAACCUGGUCCUCAAGGUAUCGGGUCAAAGAUUAGCGGAAAGUUUGGAACUGCCCAAUUUGAAAUGCUGCAGAGAACCCGCAACGGCUGCGAUCGGCUACUUGGUGUUCCGAUGACGUUACGAAACUACGACAUGUAGAGAGGGUUAGCCGUGUCCUUAGCGUGUGCUGUCUGUCCGAUCUCCAGCCACGACUCAUUCGGGAGCAACUGUUGUGCAGCAAGAGUGCUUUUAGAACAGCUACAUUUCAAAGGCAUUUCCCCUGGCUCCUCAUCUUAUGAACGUAAACUCAUAACUUGUUUAUGCCGCCAAGGCCAAAGCGAUUUUUACCACUAAGUCGCAAGCAAUAAAGCGAAAUAAUACAGACAAGCCCUUGAUUUUAUGUAUGGCUUAGGUGCUCGAAAAAUGUCAGAUAUAGCUAUGAUAAAUAGAAAUACUCUGUAGAACGUUUAUUACUUUAAGAUGCAGUCAAGUCGAAAUUUAAAAAUUUGUGAUGAAGUGUUCUAAAACGAUUCGGUGACAUCUUCAGAAAGUUGGGAAACAUCACCGUUUAUGACACGAGGAGCUAGUUUAGGUUUCCAAGUCGACGUAUUUUUCUGCAACAGUAGAAUGCAGAAGAAAAUUUUAAGUUUUUUUUUGUCCAUUUCUAUGCUUGUCCAGUGUUGCACCAAUUGUUUACUAAAUAGCCAGCAACAGUUAACUGUUACGGAGCAGUAUAUUUCUCAUGCGUCGCCAUUCAUAUUCA
Molecule: messenger RNA, 4096 nt
Organism: Scleropages formosus (Asian bonytongue)
Lineage: Eukaryota; Metazoa; Chordata; Actinopteri; Osteoglossiformes; Osteoglossidae
Gene: cgref1
Product: cell growth regulator with EF-hand domain 1
Exons: 5
Coding region: 304-903 (199 amino acids)
Source: RefSeq, a predicted model, not a curated record